This is a messenger RNA of Bombina bombina (fire-bellied toad), 7957 nucleotides long. Its product is annotated as gastrula zinc finger protein XlCGF8.2DB-like. NCBI's taxonomy places the organism in Eukaryota, Metazoa, Chordata, Amphibia, Anura, Bombinatoridae. Gene Ontology annotation, biological process: regulation of transcription by RNA polymerase II. Gene Ontology annotation, molecular function: RNA polymerase II cis-regulatory region sequence-specific DNA binding; DNA-binding transcription factor activity, RNA polymerase II-specific. The transcript has 4 exons. The coding region runs from base 45 to 1187 and encodes 380 amino acids. The record is from RefSeq and is a predicted model, not a curated record.
CCUAAAGCCGGAUGGGAUUUAGCUGCAACCAAUAAAGCGAACAAAUGGAGUUUGAUGAAGUUGCAGUUUAUUUCUCAGAGGAGGAGUGGGGCCGUUUAACUGAAGAACAAAAAGAGCUCUAUAAGAAUGUGAUGAUGGAAAAUUACCAGACCCUCAGGUCUCUAGGAUAUGUUCAUGUAAAACCUUUGCUUGUUGACAAGAUUGAGUGUAGAGAGGAGCCAUAUGUGAGCAGUUUUCCAGUUACCAAAGGUGAAUUCACAAGCAGCAAUAAUCCUAGUCAUGUUCAGAGUGCUGAUACUUCUUUCAAUCUUCAAAAUCAAAGAAGCCACCUAACCCAAUGUUCUAAAAGUGGAAAAAAAUGUUUUACCAGGAAAUCACAUCUUUGUAUUCUGCAGAAAACUCAUUCAGGAGAAAAAGCAUUUUCAUGUUCUAUAUGUGGGAAAUGGUUUAAUCGGAAAUCAAAUCUUAUUAGUCAUCAGAAAAUUCAUACAGGAGAGAAAGCAUAUUUAUGUUCUAAAUGUGGGAAAUAUUUUAUCCGGAAAUCACAUCUUAUUUCUCAUCAGAAAAUCCAUACAGGAGAGAGAGAAUUUUCUUGUUCUGAAUGUGGGAAAUGUUUUACUCAGAAAUCUUCUCUUAUGAAACAUCAGAAAAUACAUACAGGAGAAAAAGCUUUUUCGUGUUCGGAGUGUGGUAAAUGUUUUAUUCAGAAAUCAAAUCUUAUUAGGCAUCAGAAAAUCCAUACAGGAGAGAAAGCAUUUUCGUGUUCUGAUUGUGGCAAAUGUUUUACCUUUAAACUAAAUCUUAUUAGACAUCACAAAAUUCAUACAGGUGAGAAUGCAUUUACAUGUUCUGAAUGUGGGAAAUGUUUUUCUAAAAAGUCAACUUUUAUUAGACAUCAAAAAAUUCAUACAGACAAGAAAGCAUUUUCAUGUUCAAAAUGUGGGAAAUGUUUUAUCCGGAAAUCGCAUCUUAUUACUCAUCAGAAAAUCCAUACAGGUGAGAAACCAUUUUCAUGUUCUGAAUGUGAGAAAUGUUUUACUCUGAAGGGACAUCUUAUUAGGCAUCUGAAAAUCCACACAGGUGAGAAAGCAUUUUCAUGUUCUGAAUGUGGCAAAUGUUUUGCUCAGAAUUUUUCUCUUAUUAGACAUCAGAAAAUUCAUAUUAAAGAGAAAAACUUAAUUUUCUGAAUGUGGGAAAUCAGCUCUUAAAGGUACAAUAAACACCUUGGUAUUGUUAUAUAAAAUGUUAAAUGAUGAAAUAGUAAUGAAAUAACUUUGCAACAUAUUCUCAUUAUUUAUUUUCACCCCAUUUCAUAUAAUUGAGCUCCGAAAAUUGAGCAACGUCUAGUACUCAAAACUUGAAAUGCACCCUGCAGAUAAUUGCAGACAAAGGAUGUUAAAGGGACAGCCUAGUCAAAAUGAAACUUCAUGAUUCAGAUAGGGCAUGCAAUUUUAAACAACUUUUCAAUUUACUUUUAUCAACACAUUUACUUUGUUCUCUUGGUAUUCUUUGUAAAACCUAGGUAGGCUCAUCUGCUAAUUUCUAAGCCCUUGAAGGCCACCUCUUAUCUUAGUGCAUUUUUAAUGUUUUUUACAGCUAGACAGCGCUAGUUCAUGUGUGCCAUAUAAAUAACAUUGUGCUCACUCUUGUGGUGUUACCUAGGAGUCAGCACUUGAUUGACUAAAAUGCAUAUAUGUCAAAAGAACUGAAAUAAGGAGGCAGUCUGCAGAGGCUUAGCUACAAGUUAAUUACUGAGGUAAAAAGUGUAUUAAUAUAACAGUGUUGGUUAUGCAAAACUGGGGAAUGGGUAAUAAAGGGAUUAUAUAUUUUUCAAAACAAUAAAAAUUCUGGCAUAGGCUGUCCCUUUAAUUUGUUUUAAAAAUGUUAAAGGGACAGUCAACACUAGAGAUAACAGUAUCCUAUAUUUAAAAAUAAAAAACGAAGAUCCGCCUGCACCAUACCCCCUUUGUCUUACCUACUUCCUUCACCUAGUAAUCAUCAACGAUACCUUCUAUAAUCUGAUGUUAAUAUAACAGCCUAACUCCCCCCACCGUUACGUAGCUACCUUCUUCUUGAAAGGAUCAGCCAAUCAGAAUCCAAUUGCAAACGCGUUCACGGACUUUAGCGCAUGCACGUUAGCAUUAGAACCAAAAAGCAGAACUUUAAACCGCAACUCUGUUCCUGACGGAUUCUAAAAUCAACAGUACUCUAUUGCGCAAUACAAGGUAAUUGCCAGCAGCGUAGAAACUUUUAAUUUUAUCCAUUCUCUGUUAUUUUUAUUAAAGUUCUUAUAGCUUGGAUUUUGCGCAAUAUUACUAUCGAUCAUUCCAUUAUCUAUCAGUCUUAGUAAAGAAGUAUUUUGCUUUGCGUGUAGGAUGUUGUCAUUUAUUUCUAGAAAUAAUAUUUAUUUAAUGCCUAUACCUCCAAGGGCUCAACAUGAUACAAUACAUUGCAAUAUUAUUAUAUAUGCUGCAAAAUCAAUCUUUUAACGUUCUUCCCAAAAGUAAAAAUAUUUUUUUAUUACAUGCAAUGUCAUUAUUACUAUUACCCACAUCUCUGUUCUUCAUUUCUUCUUUCUUUUUAAUCAAUUCACGUAUCAGGAUGUAUUUGAAAUUUAAUCAUUCUAUACAUACUAUAGUCUGUAAUUUCUGGCAACACCUAUAUAUAUAUAUAUAUAUAUAUAUAUAUAUAUACAGGAUACAAAAGACAGCACUCUCUGGUCUUGAAUGCGAAUUGCUGUAACAACUAGCCCUAUGGUACAGAAGUGUGGGGACAAUAAACGUGAAAUCCAUACUGCCGUAAUCAGGGUAUACUUAGCCCUGUGGGAAAUACAACAACCAGUCUUAUGGUUAUUAAUAGCAGGCGCAUUUUUAGAAGUACAGCGCUAAACUGUGGGCUACUGUGCCAACCGUGUGUGUGGAAAUACGCUAUGCGGCCAGCCGCUCAGGAUUAUACAGGGCGAGGUGGCAAGUCACAUACCUUAAACGUUGAUAACGUAAGUGUAUGGCAGGCAGUGCGUGGGGGUCAUGUCUCUGUGGGGUAGCUCCUAAACCACCUGAGGCAAGGGGUAUGGAUUACACGUUUAUUGUCCCCACACUUCUGUACCAUAGGGCUAGUUGUUACAGCAAUUCGCAGCCAAUGGAAUGUAACUUUAUGAACUUGUCAAAUUCAUUGCUUAUCCACAAUGAGAAUAGCUACUAAGCCUUGGUCGUGUACCAAAUAAAGAUGCUUUUCUUUCCGUGUGUGCUCUGUGUAUAGACAGCAAAUUUCAGAUAUAGGGAGUUAACUCUGCCAAUCUGCACCUUAUUCGCAACAAGAUUAGCUAUUAGGGAUUAUACUUGUACCAUAUAAGGAUGUAUAGUUACCAUGUCUGAUAUGCUCUAUGUAUGUUAUGAUGUUUUUUCACUUUGAGGGUUACACUGUGUUUCUAUGUUGCCACAUAUGUAUUUAAAUUAAGCAAUUAACUUACUACCAUUAUUAUGUUGCCUAGCAACUGAUUUUGGCGGUUUUUUAGCAGGGGGAGAGGUCUCUAGGUGCAUAAAUGUUUGACACUUUGUAUUGAUCAUUGGUCUGAGGAAGGGGAAGCUUUCCCCGAAGAAACUCAUCCCAAGGGGUUUUAGGAUAAACAGUGUACCCACCAUUGGAAGGCAGAACCCUGAGUUUUGUAAGAAAUGGUGUGCGGUACUAAACAAAUGCUCACUGGAUCUGAUACUCCUGGUAGUAGAAGAAGUGAGACUUUAAAAGGACAUACCCUGAUACAAGAUCAAACUGACAAUUGGACGGACAAGUUAACCACACAACUUUGUGAAUAUAACAAUGCCUUGGUGGCAUUCAAGAACAAGAAAUUGAGGUAUGUAAUGGAGGACUACAAAGAAAAGUAGGUGUAUAGAUGGAUCCUAUCACCUGAGGAACGUACAUAUUAUCAACCAAGGAGACGGCAGCGCCAGAGGGUAUACACUAACCACCAUCUCAAUACGGUGGAUACAAGCUCAGGAUCAGAAACAGAGGGCAACCCAAACCAACGACAGGGCAAUGAGAGCUACACUAGUGAACAGCCUUUUUUAGGAAUCACCACCUGCUCCAGGGGCAGAGGCGAUGACCACACACUAGAAGGAGCGGGGUAUGGAAGAAGACCCCCAUUCCGGCGCAGACGGAGGAUACUGUAACGGUGAACCUAAGCAAACACAUUCUGAGCGCACAAGAACAACAUGUGCUGAGCAAAGGCCUGUCCUUUGUCCCCACUACCACCACUAACAAAUUCCACACAUACAUCGAUUCUAUGUGGUUCCAAAGAUUAUUGAAACUAGGAGACUUUUCAAGGGAAGACACUGGAGGACACAGGACGACAGUUCAAAAAGGCCAGCACCUUUGAUCCACCAACAACGAAUCCCAGCAUCCGUACAUACACACGGAUUAUUCAACAAACACUGGGAGAUGAUACUAAGAUACAAUCAAGGAACAACAUGACACAGAAUGACUGGAAAGCAGUACAGAAUCUGACCAGAGACACUUCAAUAGUCAUUCGCCCAGCGGACAAGGGUGGUGCGAUUGUUCUGCUGGAUUACAAAGACUACCAUGAUGAAAUUAUGCAACAACUGUCAGGCAUCAGUACGUACAUGGUACUCACGGGGGACCCCACUAUUCCAUACAAGCGUAAGAUCGACGCAGUAAUCGAAAAAGCAGCUGACAAUAAGUUAAUAGACCCUAAUCUGCAGGAGUGGCUGACUACUCAGUAUCCAAUUAGAUCUAUCUUGUAUACCAUCCCCAAAAUACAAACAGAUUCAACUGCCCCUUGGACGCCCAAUUGUAUCAGCACGGGGCUCACUGCUACAACCGCUGGCUACCUAUGUGGAUGCACUACUUCAACCGUUGAUGCUAAACAUGAGAUCAUACCUAAGGGACUCCUCUGCUCUCAUUACAUCAUUGACAGUUACGGAUAUACAACCAGGUGACGUCCUAGCCAGCCUGGAUGUCGCCAGCUUAUACACAAUUAUCCCACACAGUAUGGGUACAGAAGUGGUAGCUAAAAGCUUGGAUAAAUAUCCUUACGUUGGACCACCAACAGCGUUCAUCAUUGAACUUCUGACCCUCUGCCUCACUUUAAAAUACUUUUAAGUUUGAAAAUAAGUUUUUCUUGCAACUCAUGGGUACAGCCACGGGUUUGAAUAUGGCACCAGACUUCGCCAACUUAUACAUGGAACAUGUAGAAACUGAGAUAUUCAAGGUCUAUGACAACAGUCGAGUGCUGUUUUACAAGAGGUAUAUAGAUGAUAUUAUGGUCAUCUGGCGCGGCACACUAGAGACAUUCCAUGAAUGGGUCCAGGAACUGAACAACAUAGGAGGACCGGUAUAACUAAAGGCAGUGGCCAGCUAGGAGGAGGUGGACUUCUUGGACCUCAGGAUAUUUAAAACAGAUACUGGACUAGGUACCACACUGUUUAAAAAGGUGACAGAUCGCAACAUGUUACUACAUGCAUCCAGUUAUCAUCCUAGGUCCCUAAUCAAAGCCAUCCCACGGGCACAAAUGAUGAGGGUCGCAAGGAAUAAUACAUCUGCACCCCGCAGGGAAGCCCAGCUGACAGAAAUAGAGCAACGGUUCAUCACAAGAGGCUUCAACAAGGCACUAAUCAGGGAUGCAAGAGCAGACUUGAGAACCAAGUACCAAUACAAGGGGAAUGGUCCUAAGAGAAUGAACUUUGUCACUUCUUGCACCCCAUCUACAAGAACACUGGGGACAUCCCUGAGAGGUAAAUGGGAUAUAGUGAAAUCUGACAAAACAUUGCCCUACACUGAUUAUGGACCACCACAGAUUGCUUACAAGAGGGGUAGAAACCUGAAAGACAUACUAAAGAAAACUGAUCCAGUGGCCUGUUACAGUAAGGUAAUGACCAGCACAAAGAAGGAGUCCUUUAAGUGCCCAAGUUGUGUCACCUGCAAUGCCAUGCUCCAGGGGUCCCAGUUUAGGCAUCCACAUACCAACGAAAGAUUUGCCAUCAAACACUACCUAACCUGCACAAUCAAGUAUGUUAUUUACAUGCUCAACUGCAACUGUGGCCUUUUUUAUACUGGCAAAACUAAUGAUGAUAUCAAAAAAUGUAUGGCGAACUACAGAAGAGCCAUACGCACCGCCAUUGAUAAAGUUUAAUUUAUACUAGACUGUCCCUUUUAACGUGCAUGAGCUCAAUGUUAUUUUUCUGAAACACAUGAACUAAUGACCUCUAUUGGUCAAAAUACAUUGAGAUUAGAUGCAGUCUGUAAUAUGUAAUAAAUUGGCAUAUGACGCGUAUAAUAUUAACUUUCAAUUAUUUAACUGUAUUUUUAUUGAAUUCACAGUUUCUAUAAAUCUUAUUGGAAUGUUAAUAUAAUAAAGAAUUAUUUCAGGGGUUUAUGUUCAUUGAAUAAUAUACAUAUAAUAGACUAAUCGUAUACAAUUAUAUUAUACACAGAAUGGCUUCAGGAGAAAAUAAUACUUGUUGGAAAAUUAAUGAUUUAGAUUCCCAAGAAAUAGAAAAGAUGGUGAGACAUUAUAUCAAGUUAAUUUUAUAUUAUUUUUGAUUGACUUUACAAUAUAUAUUUUUUUUAAUUUAAAAAAAAAUGAUGACCCUUUGUGUUUUAAUUUAUAAAAAUAAUUAUAAAUGCUUGUAUGGGUGUGUAUGUUCAUGUGUGUAUGUAUAAUUUCUUUUUUGUUUAUAUUUAUGUUUGUAUGUAUGUGAUUUUGUGUAUAAUUAAAAUUACAAACACAAAUACAUGAUAAUUUCUGUGCCAUAUUCCCAUGUGAAAAUAGAAUCUUGAAAGGUAGUAGUUGGAGAAACAGGAUGUUAGGACUGCAAGAUUGAGAAAGAUGUUACUGCAGAGUUAGAUGAGUGACAUGUUGUUAGGUAUUUGAAAUUAAUUUAUUAUUAUGUUCAAUGGUAGGGUUUGUUUCUGCGUAUUGAUUACAUAUUAUUUAUAUUUUACAAAUGCAGAUGUACAAUUGUACUACUUAAUAUUACAUUUAUGUUUUUAUUCUAAUUUUAAAAAUAUUAUUUAUUUGAUUUAUUAAUUGAUAUAUAUGUUAUUUUUAACCCAUGAACAAAAGAGAGAAUAAAUGAAUAUGAGGAGAGCACGAUUUGAAAAUGAUGUGGCUGAUAUGUCACACAUAACAGAUCCAAGGAGACCAAUUGUCCCAGAAAAUAAUGUAGAGGUUUCAAAUGCUACUGUUCAGAGAGAGGAAAUACAGUCACAAAAUGAUAGGGUGGGUAACACAGAUUGUGGAAGUGCGGAAAUUGUCAGCCUAUGCCAACUCAUGUUGAAAGUUUGUGUUGCCACGAAGUUCCAAGAAUUUUGGUUAAUCUUUCUGAGGAAUCUCUGUGCAUAGCUUUAGAACAGUAUGUGACUGUCAAUCUUUUAAACCGUGAUAUACUCAAAGAAUUAUAUGCUAACAGUGUUCGAUUUUUUAAUGGUGGCGGCAGAAGACAAAUAGAAAUGAGAGAAAGGUAUUUGUUUUUAUUUUAAUCUUACAUGGACAUUGAAUUUUUUUUAUGUCGAUUACAUUUUUUUUUAAACAAUCUUUCUGAUUUUUUUAAUAGUGACUAUCGUAGAGUUGCUUAUACGCGAUUUGUCAAUAUGGUACAUGGAUAUCUUGGACCAAGAGUUAGAACAGCUAUCCCUUCAUGUGUGGUUAAAACAAUAAGAGAAUAUUUUCCAGCACCGGACAAUCUGUAUAUAGGUUUUCGCUAUGCAGAUGAGGAGGGUCCAGCCUCAGAACUAAUUUGGGAGUGAAUAAACAGUGUACACAUGUUACUGUUUCAAAUUUGUUAUUAUAUUUUUAAUAUAUAUAUUUAUAUAUAUAUAUAUCAUUAAUUAAAUAUAGAGAUAUAUAUUUAUAUAGAUUUGAAAACAAGUUAUUUAUUUUGUUUAGCAAAGAAUGUUUUUCUAUAUUCAUACAUGUUAAAAAUAAACAUAUUGUUGUUGGUUA